GUACAUGUAAUGCCGGAAGCUUAAAGCAUGGAUAAAACUGCUCAAAGCAGAAAAGCACACAAACCUUUGGAAGCAUACAAGACCUAAAAUGACUCACAGACUAAUAGCACCAGCACUAGCCACGUGCGUCAUCUUAGCUUUAUGCUUAAAAUACCACACAGCUCAAUCAAGUACCAUACGGGAAAGAUGUCAAUGCCUAAACACAGUGGACGCAGUCAAAGGAAGGAGAAUAUUUGAUUUCAAAGUAAUUGAGAAAUCUUCAAUAUGCAAGAAUGACCAGAUUAUCAUGACAUUCAAAAGUGGAAAGCAAGUUUGCCUAAAUCCAAACAAAGCACAAGGAAGGAAACUCAAAAAAUGCUGGAAGAGGUUUGAAGAGAAGAAGCGAUGCUUCCAAAGGAAUGGACAGAAAAAAAACAGAAAGCAGAAGAAGAGUUCCUAAGAUGAUAAAACGACAACAAUUGCUGUUUAAAUGAUGGGGGCAAAUAUGUCCAGUUUAUGUUAAUCUAUCCAGCAAGCUUCCAUUCAACACUGCCAAUAUCUUUAAAAGAAACCAAAACGUGGCUCUUGAAAUACAAAGGAGACAAUCUUUCAGUGAAGAUGUAUUACAGGUUGCAAACCUCAGAUACGCUUACAAAAAUAAGAAAAUACACCUGUUUUAUUAUUAACCAUUCCUAAUUAGGGAAUAAGAUUUUGUGUGCAGUAAAACAUUUUAAUUUUUGGGAGAAACUAAUAUAAAAUAUUUUAAAUUUUCUUUAGAGAUUUUACACAUCAUCUUCACUGUUUGCUACUAUUACAAGAAUAAAAUAGCAUACAAAACCUCUGACAUUGCUAACUCAGGUGUUGCCGACCACAGCUCAGAAUGUUACAUUUUCGUAAGUUAUGAACUUUGAUCCUAAUGACCUGCUGUGACUUCUGGCUUUUCUCCCAACCAAUAUCUUAAUUGGAAGCUGAUCAUUACUGUUACUUUAUUAAUUUAAAAAGAUGGCUUUGUCCAACUGUGUCCGCAGUCUCAAAGUUUACCAUAUGCAAAAGCUACACAUCUCUUCGCAAGUAGAUAUGGAUUAAUGCACAGAAUUCCAGUCAGUGUAAAUUUUUAUAUUAUUUCAGUUCAUUUGCUCACUAUGAUUGAACCUUUAAUUGCUCCUUUUAAACAACAAUAUGAAGCAAUUAAGAAAGCAACCAUUAAGCUUUGCAUCUUAUUUUAGUAUCAUUUGUGUAUUCUUCAUAGAGUACUAGGUCCCAUCUUGAAACAAAAUAUCUCCAACAUAAAACGAUAAUGCUGAAGAGGAAACUAAUGCACAUACAGCAGGUGCUCUUUUGACAUUGCUAUUGACAAAAAAAUGAAAUCUUCUGUUAAAAGCAAGAAUUAUGCUAUUAUACUGAAAUAAAACUAUAUUUGAUAUCCAUUCUACUCCUGAUGUUAAAUGAAAUAAACAAAAAAAAAUACAACUAUAACAAUAACCAGAUUAAGGUAUUUAGUACUUGUAUAAUGCUGUUAACCUAGUUAGGACUUGGCACCCUUGUUAAAGAGAAAGCACAUUUUUUUUUUUUUUUUUUAAAUUUUAAAUUACUCUAUCCGGGCAUUAAGAAAGUAUUGAACAUGUGCAAAACUAAACUAGGGUUAGCACAGAGUGGGAGGUCAUUGUCUUUAUAUAGUAUAUUCUUCCCAACGUGCAGUUAUAAGUACUCAAUGGUAGUGUAAAUAACAGCAGUACGCAAUGCUUUGUUUACACCUAAAAUGUCUAGCAGAUUGUAGUACAUUUCUGUUAAACAGAAAAUAUAGCUGGUGAUUCAAGACACAAGUUACUGUUCAAGUUAAGCACAAUUCAAACAUAAAUGAAUCUUUUCUGUUGAGUGUUCUAUUGUAUGAAACUAUUUUUAAAUAUGUUCUAUUUUUUGUAUAUAUUUGUAUGUCACUCCGUUCUUUGUUUUGAGAUAAUAAAAUUGUAUUUAUGUAUACCCUAAUAUUAAACACAGAA
Erpetoichthys calabaricus (reedfish) is the source of this 1979-nucleotide messenger RNA. Its product is annotated as interleukin-8-like. Gene Ontology annotation, molecular function: CXCR chemokine receptor binding; chemokine activity. Bases 89 to 439 code for a protein of 116 amino acids. Gene Ontology annotation, cellular component: extracellular region. Lineage: Eukaryota; Metazoa; Chordata; Cladistia; Polypteriformes; Polypteridae. The record is from RefSeq and is a predicted model, not a curated record. Gene Ontology annotation, biological process: inflammatory response; cellular response to lipopolysaccharide; chemokine-mediated signaling pathway. The transcript has 4 exons.